Molecule: messenger RNA, 1437 nt
Organism: Rosa chinensis
Lineage: Eukaryota; Viridiplantae; Streptophyta; Magnoliopsida; Rosales; Rosaceae
Product: putative disease resistance protein RGA3
Exons: 3
Coding region: 1-1437 (478 amino acids)
Biological process (GO): defense response to other organism
Molecular function (GO): ADP binding
Source: RefSeq, a predicted model, not a curated record
AUGGCACGCAAGAUUUACAACAUCAACACAUCCUUGGAUGAUCUCAACAAAAGAGCAGCUAGCGUGGGACUCUUCAGAUCAAAUGGAGGUGCCGCAGCAAGUCAAGGUAGGCGGGACAGGGAAACAACCUCAUUCCCAGAGAAAAUUGAAUUCACCCAGAAAGAUGCAAAAAUUGUUGGAAGGGAUCAGGUUGUGUUAGGUAUAAUUGCAACCUUGACCACCUCCCACAAUCAAGAAAAUAUUCCUUCGGUGAUGGCUAUUGUAGGAUUGGGAGGCCUAGGUAAAACAACUUUGGCUCGCUCAGUUACCAAGCAACUGCAAGAAGGUGAAAUGAAAAAGUACUUUGAUACAACACUCUGGGUGUACGUAUCAAAUACUUUUGAUGUCAAUUCAAUUUUACAUCGAAUGGUGCAAUCAUGUGGCGUGACGGGAAUAGACUCUUCAAAUCAGCAAGCAUUGAUGGAAAGCCUCCAGCAGAAGUUGGAACAGAAAAGGUACUUUCUUGUACUUGAUGACGUUUGGAAUGAGGAUGCUGAUAAUUGGAAUAAGUUGAUGAGUUGUUUGUCGCAAUUAAAUUUUGCCAAGGGUAGCUCUGUGAUUGUCACCACUCGUAGAUCCAAUGUUGCAUCAAUCAUGAAAGCAUUUCGUAGGUGGAAUUUAGAAACUUUAUCGGAUGAUGAAUGUUGGUCCAUAUUAAAGGAUAGAGCAUUUGCAAAUCCUAAUGCUCCGAUACCUUCAGAACUAGAGGGAAUUGGAAGGGAGCUUGCCAAAAAGUGUGCUGGUCUUCCAUUAGCAGCAAAGGUUUUGGGAAGCUUGAUGCGUACUAACAAUGAUUGGUUGUCAAUUCUAGAAAGUAAAAUAUGGCAUUCAUUAUCCGUUGAAGAAGAUAGCAGGAUCAUGUCGGUUCUGAGGUUGAGUUUUGACUAUUUGAAAUCACCGUUGAAACAAUGUUUUGCAUAUUGCUCCGUGCUCGAGAGAGGUUCCUUCAUUGAAAGAGAUAACUUGAUCCUACUAUGGAUGGCUCAAGGUUUGCUCCAAAGCAAGCAAGGGAUUGAAAUGGAGGAUAUAGGCAACAAGUAUUUUGAUACUCUACUGGAGGACUCCUUGUUUCAAGAUGCUACAAAGGAUGAUGAGGAUGGCGUUAUCACCGGAUGCAAAAUGCAUGAUCUUGUGCAUGAUCUUGCAAACGAAGUAUCCAAGUGUGAGAUGGAUGAUCAUGAGAUUCGACAUCUUGCACGGAUUACUUCUUCAGAUCUAGAAAGUGUGCCAGAAGCAAGUAUUUCAAGACUGCGCUCACUCUUUUCAAGUGUCCAGGUUCUUAAUAUCAUUUUACCAAAGUUAAGAGCUUUACGUGUCUUAAGUUUCUGUGAGGUAAAGAACCAGGAUUCUUCAAAUUCACUCGACAAAUUGAAGCACUUGAGGAGAUUCAAAAUUUGA